This is a messenger RNA of Falco peregrinus (peregrine falcon), 5260 nucleotides long. Its product is annotated as inactive phospholipase C-like protein 2. Gene Ontology annotation, biological process: lipid metabolic process; intracellular signal transduction. The coding region runs from base 99 to 3347 and encodes 1082 amino acids. The record is from RefSeq and is a predicted model, not a curated record. NCBI's taxonomy places the organism in Eukaryota, Metazoa, Chordata, Aves, Falconiformes, Falconidae. Gene Ontology annotation, molecular function: phosphatidylinositol-4,5-bisphosphate phospholipase C activity. The transcript has 6 exons.
CCCGCUCCGCCACUGAGCCCGCAGCGGCGGCGGCGGCGGGCGCAGGCUCCGGGGGCGCCCGGGGCCCCGCGGCGGCCGCUGCCCUGAGGCCGCGGGGGAUGGCGGAGGGGCCCCGGGGCGCCCCGCCGCCGGGCUCGCCCCGCCCCGCCGUGCCGCUGCCCAACGGGCCCCGCGGCGGCGGCGGCGGCGGCAGCCCCGGGUCGGGCUCGGGCAGCAGCAGCCGCGAGGACUCGGCGGAGCGGAGCCCCGCGCCCGCCGCGCCCCGGGCCAGCAUCAUGAAGGAUGGCUCCCGGCAGCGGCCGCCGCAGAAGAAGAAAACGGUGUCCUUCAGCACCAUGCCCAAUGACCGCAAGAUCAACAGCACGGCCGCCUGCAUCUCCUUCAUGCUGGAGGGCUGUGAGCUGAAGAAGGUGCGCUCCAACUCCCGCAUGUACAGCCGCUUCUUUGUGCUGGAUGCUGACAUGCGCUCCGUACGUUGGGAGCCCUCCAAGAAGGACUCGGAGAAAGCCAAGAUCGAGAUCAAGUCGGUCAAAGAGGUGCGCGUGGGCAAGAAGACACCCGUCCUGCGCAGCAAUGGCCUCUCCGACCAGUUCCCAGAUGAGUGCGCCUUCUCCAUCAUCUACGGAGACAACUAUGAGUCCCUGGACCUGGUGGCCAGCUCGGCUGACGUGGUGAGCGCCUGGGUGAUGGGACUCCGGUACCUGGUGUCCUAUGGGAAGCACACUCCCGAGGCACCCGGGACCGGCCACCCCAGCCUCCGAACCUCCUGGAUCUCCUCUGUCUUUGACCUUGCCGACCUGGAGAAAUCUGGCCGCAUCCCUGUGUCCCGGGCUGUGCAGCUGAUCAAAGCGCUCAACCCAGGCAUGAAGACGUCCACCAUCGAGCUGAAGUUCAAGGAGCUGCAGAAGGCCAGCGAGCGUCCCGGUGCGGAGGUGGCCUGCGACCUCUUUGUGGAGGCGUACUGUGAGCUCUGCACCCGCCCUGAGAUCUUCUUCCUGCUGGUGCAGUUCUCCAGCAACAAGGAGUACCUGGGUCUGAAGGACCUGCUCAUGUUCCUGGAAGUGGAGCAGGGCAUGGAGGGGGUGACGGAGGAGAAGUGCUUGGAGAUCGUCGGCAAGUACGAGCCCUCCAAGGAGGGCCGCGAGAAGGGCUACCUGGCCAUCGAUGGCUUCACGCGCUACCUGCUCUCCGCUGACUGCUCCAUCUUCGACCCGCAGCACCGCAAGGUGUGCCAGGACAUGGCGCAGCCCCUCUCCCACUACUACAUCAGCUCUGCCCACAGUGCCUGCCUGCUGGAGGACAACUUCUGGGGCCGCUCGGACAUCAGUGGCUACAUCAGCGCCCUGGGCCUGGGCUGCCGCAGCAUCGAGCUGGUGCUGUGGGAUGGCCCCGAGGGCGAGCCCGUGGUCUACACCAGCCCCUCGGCCGCCUCCUGCGUGCCCUUCCGUGCCGUGGUGGGGCUGAUCGACCAGCACGCCUUCACCGCCUCCGCCUAUCCCCUCAUCCUCUGCCUGGUGGUGCGCUGCUCAGCCCCCCAGCAGCGCCUCGCCGCCCAGUGCCUGCGCAAGACACUGGGGGAGAAGCUGUACCUGGAGCCCCCCAACCCCGCCGCGUCCUACCUGCCCUCCCCAGAGCAGCUCAAGGGCCGCAUCCUCAUCAAGGGCAAGAAGCUGCCGCCCGGCUGUGAGGACAGCGAGGGGGAGGUGUCGGAUGAGGAGGAAGGCUGGGAGCUGGCACGGCGGCUGGGCCAGGAGGACCGGGAGGUGCCGGAGGGAGGUGGCCCGCGGCGGGUGCGCCUCAGCCGGGAGCUCUCGGAGCUGGUAAGCCUCUGCCAGGCUGUCCCCUUCCAGGACUUCGAGAGCUCACGGCGUGGGCAGCGCUACUGGGAGAUGUGCUCCUUCAGCGAGGUGGAGGCAGGGCGCUUCGCCAACGAGUGCCCGGCCGAGCUGGUGAGCUACAACAAGCGGUUCCUCUCCCGUGUCUAUCCCAGCCCCAUGCGCAUUGACGCCAGCAACAUGAACCCCCAGGACUUCUGGAAGUGCGGCUGCCAGAUGGUGGCCAUGAACUACCAGACGCCGGGGCUCAUGAUGGACCUGAACGCGGGCUGGUUCCGGCAGAACGGGGCGUGCGGCUACGUCCUCCGCCCCGCCAUCAUGCGGGAGGAGGUCUCCUACUUCAGUGCCAAUGCCAAGGACUCCUUGCCCGGGGUGCCUGCCCAGCUCCUGCACCUCAAGGUCAUCAGUGGGCAGAACCUGCCCAAGCCCAAGGGCUCAGGCGCCAAGGGGGAGGUGGUGGAGCCCUAUGUCUGCGCCGAGAUCCAUGGCAUCCCAGCUGACUGCGCCGAGCACCGCACCAAGACGGCCCUGCAGAGCGGGGACAACCCCGUCUUCGACGAGAGCCUGGAGUUCCAGAUCAACCUGCCGGAGCUGGCCGUCCUGCGCUUUGUCGUGCUGGAUGACGACUACAUCGGAGACGAGUUCAUUGCCCAGUACACCAUCCCCUUCGAGUGCCUGCAGCCCGGCUACCGGCACGUCCCCCUCCAGUCCUUGGCUGGGGAGCCCCUGCCCCACGCCACCCUCUUUGUGCACGUGGCCAUCACUGACCGCCGCGGUGGGGGCAAGGGGCACCGCCGGGGGCUGGCAGGGCGCCGGGGCCGCCGAGUGCGGGAGUAUACCUCCACCAAGGCCACUGGCAUCAAGGCCAUCGAUGAGGUCUUUCGGACAGCCACCCAGCCACUGCGGGAGGCCACUGACCUGCGGGAGAACGUGCAGAAUGCGCUGGUCUCCUUCAAGGAGCUGUGUGGGCUGACGCCCGCCGCCAACAUGAAGCAAUGCAUCCUGACAGUGGCCACGUGGCUGCUACACAGUGACAGCGCGCCCAGCGUCACCCUCAACUUGGCAGAGCAGUACCCCCCCAUGGAAGCCCAGGGCCCCAUCCCAGACCUGCUGCGCAAGGUCCUCACCGCCUACGAGACGAUGAUCCAGACCAGCCGGACGCUGAUCGAGUCCGCCGAUGGGGUGUACGGCAAGCUCAUCCAGGCGCAGCAGGCAGGCAUGGACUUCCACAAGGAGCUGCACCGCAUCGAGGCCAAGGAGGGGCUGCGGGGCCGCAAGCUGCAGAAGGCACUGGAGAGCUUCGCCUGGAACAUCACCGUCCUGAAGGGCCAGGCUGACCUCCUCAAGCACGCCAAGGCAGAGGCGCUGGACAACCUGUGGCAGAUCCACAACGCGGGACAGUCGUGCGGCAUCGGCAGGAACGGCUCGGCCUCACCGGAGCCCUCCCGCCUGCGCGCCCCACUGGAGCCCAUCCCUGAGACGGAAGGAGGUGGUGACACAGCAUCCUGCUGACCCUGGCCUGGGGCUUGGGAGGCCCGGACUAAGCACCCCCCCGGCUGCAGGGGCCAGGACCAGGGACCCCCAGCCUGCUGACAGACGGGCAGCUGCCUGCCCGCAGGCUCGGUGUGCGGGGUAGGGUGCCUGUGGGGCUGGGUGCUGUGCUCUGCUGUGCCGAGGGGCUGCAGUGGGGUCCAAAGGAGAGGGUGGGGAGGCAGAGAGGAGGAUGGGGAGGGGUGUUCCCACUCCUGCUUGCCCCCCUCUGAGCUCCCAGGCUUCAUCCAUCUCCUCCAUCUGCUUCCAGAGCAAGCACCCUGCUGCAGGGAUGGCAGGGAUGCUGGCACCUCGGCUCCUGUGUGCAUGUACCCGCAGCCUGCUGUGCCAGACGCCUGUCCCUGGCCAGCGCUGCAGGUUUUGCCCUUGCCAGCCCCAGGGAAAACCUGCCUGAUGGGAAGGGUUCUGACUGGUCCUCAUCCCCUCUUCACGGGGCAGCGGGUUCCUUCCCCUCCCUGGGGACCUCACUGCGCAGAGGGGCUGGGAGGAUGUGGGGUACAGGGGGCCGGGGGCUCACUGCAGACUGGCCUGCGCAGCAGAUGUGGCUUUUGGCAUCAGGGAAACAUUGGGGCUCCCCUCUCAGGGUGAGGGGGUCCCGGUGCAAGCUGUGGGUGGGGGGCGGUCUGGGGGUCGGACCGUGGCUGCGGAGCAUUAUAAAGAGUGCGAGACCCACCCUGGUGCCCUGCUGCUCCCUCCACGUGCCAAGGCGGGAUGAGGUCAUCAAAAGGGAUGGAGGGUGGCACUGGAUCCAGGAUGCCUGGCAGCACCAUCCCUCUCCCCGCACCAGCCGAGCGCAGGGUGACGGCUCCCCAUGUCAAGGAUCCAUGCGGCUGCCCGGCACCCCUUUGUUCAGGGAGGUAAUUAGCCUAAUGGGGCCACGAGGAGCGGACGGGAGCAGGCCAGUGCCUCCCCAGCACUGACCUUCAGCCCCUUUGUGCUGGCCCGGCCAUGGGACCCGCGGGCAAUUACGGCCUCAUUAGUGCCACGCUGCCUGGCCACUGUGCCCAGCCGGCGAGCACCCGCACAAUGAGGAGCUGCAAAUGAGGGGAAAGGCCUGGCCGGUCUCCGAGCUACCGGCCACUGCAUGCCCGCGUCUCCCAGAGACCGGCUGCUCCCGCCUGGCCCUGGCGGUAUUUUUGGCAGCACUAUUGUGCCGGGCCCUAUAAAGUGGCGGCUGCAGCGGGCGGCGCAGGGCUGCCCGGCGGGACAUGCCCCGGUGCCGCUCGGCCGCCUGAAGAUCCCAGGAAGGAUGGAGGUGCCCAACACCAAGGUGGGGCCAGCAGGGCAGCGAUGCGGGGGGGUCCGAAUGGGGGUCUGGGGGUGCGGGAGGGUCUAGCUGGUUCCUCAGGAAGCCCUGAGCGCCCAGCUCCUCCCCAGGGCUCCCUGACCGUGGCCAGCAGCCGAUCGGGGUGGAGGCUCAGCACCGUGUGGGCUCCUCAGGAUGGAGCUGGGCGUGCGGUGCCUGUGGUGUGGAAUGUGGGUGCUUGUGCCUUGUCCCGUGGCGCUCAGCAGCAAGGGGAGGGUGUUUGCCACGACUGCCUUGUGCCAGAGCAGGGCAGGCGUGCUGGUGAGGGCACCUGCAUCUGGCUGCUGGUCAGAGCAUGGGUGGGGGCUGUGGUUUCUGGGGCUGGGGGGGCUGUGGGGAGCAGCACUCUCAGCUCCCCUCAGGGAUGUGGUGCUGGCUGUGCCCCACGGUGCCGAAGGGUGAUGCUCUGGGUGCACCCCGGGUGUGGGGUCCCCGAGGCAGUGGGGAUGAGCAGCGUGGCAGCAACCCAGGCAGAUGGGAGCUGAGACACCGGCAGGACUGGGGGGCAGUUCUGGGGCUGUGCAGCCCCCCACCUCUGGCACUGCUGGCUGCACCGCACUAACGCUGC